AUGUAUGAUCUUGUGGUCUACGGCUCGACUUCCGGAGCUGUCGCAACUGCUAUCCAAUCUUCGCGACUAGGAAGCGCCACGCUAGGAGGGCUGAACCUCGAGCUUCACCAGAGAAUUAGCCGACAAUAUGGACGCUUAGAGAGGUUGAAUGAAGUCGUUGAGAAGAAGCUCAAAGAUCCUGACGUGUGGAGAUUUGAGGCAAGGGUUGCUGAACAGGUUUUCGUUGAAGCGACCUACGAAGGGGACCUCUUGGCUGCCUGCUCUAUCUCUUGGACUCGUGGUCGCGAGUCCUCUGCAACAUACUCUGAAUCCUUAGCUGGAGUCCGUGCAGAGACGCUGUACCGUCAAAUUGACGUCGACGUCGACCCGUAUACCACACCGAAUGAUCCCUCCAGUGCUCUCCUUUUUGGAAUCUCCCCCGAGCCGUUUGGAACACCUGGCGAUGGGGACUUACAUCUACAAUCGUACUCCUAUAGGAUACCUUUGACAGAUGACCCUGGGAACUUGGUGCCGUUCACAAAGCCCGAUGGGUACGACUCUGCAAGGCUUGAGCUACAUAGGAGGUUUGCAAAAGCGGGAGGCCAGUUUUACCCGCCAAGGAAAAGGUUGCCUGGUAGAAAGACGGAUUUGAUUGGGAGUGAAGGAGCAUUAUCGACGGAUUUGGUGGGGAUGAACGAUGAGUGGCCUGUUGCGGGGUAUAAAGGGCGGGACAGGAUCCUGGAAGACACGAAAAGGUUUACGAAGGGCUUCCUUUGGUUCUUGGCCACGGACGAGGUCGUGCCGGAAUCCAUCCGCAAGGAAUGGUCUCGAUUUGGGUACUGUCGCGAUGAGUUCCCAGACAACGGACACUUUCCUCGAGAACUCUACGUCCGCGACGCGCGGCGGAUGAUAUCAGACUACAUCGUCACGCAAGAAACGGCCUCGCAGAACGGCGAAGCUGAGGUUUCAGAUCCAGUGGCUGUGGCACACUGGCCGACGGACACACACAGCGUGCGGCGGAUCAUGCGGGAUGGGCGCGUGCACAAUGAGGGCUUUAUUUUCAAAGACGGUCAUCACUGGCGACCGUUCGGUAUCGCGUACCGCGCUUUGCUGCCUAGGCGGGAGGAGGCCAGCAAUUUUGUCAGUGUGACGUGUCCUAGCUCGUCGCACGUUGGAUAUGGUGAGUACUGGUCUUUGGCGAAUUAG
Diaporthe amygdali is the source of this 1185-nucleotide messenger RNA. RefSeq lists its product as uncharacterized. The record is from RefSeq and is a predicted model, not a curated record. Lineage: Eukaryota; Fungi; Ascomycota; Sordariomycetes; Diaporthales; Diaporthaceae. The transcript has 4 exons. Bases 1 to 1185 code for a protein of 394 amino acids.